Messenger RNA from Conger conger (European conger), 4832 nucleotides. RefSeq names its product myosin 1D (gene myo1d). The coding region runs from base 463 to 3477 and encodes 1004 amino acids. Gene Ontology annotation, cellular component: myosin complex; plasma membrane; actin cytoskeleton. The transcript is spliced from 22 exons. Gene Ontology annotation, biological process: vesicle transport along actin filament; actin filament organization. NCBI's taxonomy places the organism in Eukaryota, Metazoa, Chordata, Actinopteri, Anguilliformes, Congridae. Gene Ontology annotation, molecular function: ATP binding; actin filament binding; microfilament motor activity. The record is from RefSeq and is a predicted model, not a curated record.
AGGGUCAGCGCCGGGUGACUAUAAUAGUCUUAAGCGAAUGGAAUAGCAAGGAACAUGACAUAACCUGGAAUCAUUACGGAAUUGCGAUACCAACUUUUAAACAGACGUUUUAAAUUCCUUCUUAUAGGUGGUUUAUUUUCAUGACUUCUUGGGCGGAUCACAGUAGCCUAACUCUGCGCGUCAAAUAAGGAAACUUAGAAAUCGAUAGCAAGCAACAUCUAGUUCUUUCUAACUGAGUUUUCCCUUAUAAACUAGGAACAUUUACUUUUUCUUUAUUUUGCGAAUGUCUGUUUUUACCGUAUAUCACUUUGUAUGUAUAUGAGAAAACAAUGGUUGUUAACAGACGUUUACUCUUUGCAUAAACUGCUACAUAAAUUGCUUACUGGUUGGGCGUUUGUAAAACAUUUUUAAAGUUUUUUUUUUUUUUUAAGAAGGCAAUAUUUGAAUUAAGAGAAGACUACUAUGGCUGAACACGAGAGUUUGGAAUUUGGAAAGGCGGAUUUUGUGCUUCUCGACAAUGUCUCGUUGGAGGAAUUCAUGGCUAACCUCAAACUCAGGUUUGAAAAGGGCCGGAUCUACACCUACAUUGGGGAGGUGGUGGUGUCUGUGAACCCGUACCGGGCCAUGAACAUCUACGGACGCGACACCAUCGAGCAGUACAAGGGCCGGGAGCUCUAUGAGCGGCCCCCGCACCUCUUCGCCAUCGCAGAUGCCGCCUACAAGGCCAUGAAGAGGAGGAACAAGGACACUUGCAUCGUUAUCUCAGGUGAGAGUGGAGCCGGGAAGACAGAGGCCAGCAAAUAUAUAAUGCAGUACAUUGCCGCUAUCACCAACCCCAACCAGCGAGCGGAGGUGGAGAGGGUGAAGAACAUGCUGUUGAAAUCCAACUGUGUCCUGGAAGCCUUUGGGAAUGCAAAAACCAACCGCAAUGACAACUCCAGCCGCUUUGGGAAGUACAUGGACAUCAAUUUUGACUUUAAAGGGGACCCCAUCGGGGGGCACAUCAACAACUACCUACUGGAGAAGUCAAGAGUCAUUUUCCAGCAGGAGGGUGAAAGAAGCUUCCAUUCUUUCUACCAGCUGGUGAAAGGGGGUCCAGAGACUCUACUGCGAUCACUGCACAUCCAGAAAGACCCCACCGCCUACAACUACAUCAGAGUCGGGGGACAGGUCAAGUCAUCCAUCAAUGACAGCGCUGAUUUCAAAGCUGUGGCUGAUGCCAUGAAGGUGAUCGGCUUCACGGCUGAAGAAAUCCAGACUGUCUACAAGAUCUUGGCCACCAUCCUGCACCUGGGUAACCUGAAGUUCGGCAGCGAUGAGGAUGUGACGCUGAUUGAGAACAGCAAGCUGGUGUCCGUGCUGGCCGAUCUCCUGGCCACCAAGCAGGAGAACGUGGAGAAGGCCCUGCUCUACCGCACGGUGGCGACAGGCCGAGAUGUCAUCGACAAGCAGCACACGGACAAGGAGGCCAGCUAUGGCCGAGACGCUCUGGCCAAGGCCAUCUAUGAUCGCCUCUUCUGUUGGAUUGUGGGACGAAUCAAUGACAUCAUUGAGGUGAAAAACUACGACGCCAAAGUCCACGGGAAGAACACGGUGAUUGGCGUACUGGAUAUUUAUGGCUUUGAGAUCUUUCAGAACAACAGCUUUGAGCAGUUCUGUAUCAACUACUGCAAUGAGAAGCUGCAGCAGCUGUUCAUCCAGCUGGUUCUGAGACAGGAGCAGGACGAGUACCAGCGCGAGGGCAUCCCCUGGAAGCAUAUCGACUACUUCAACAACCAGAUCAUCGUGGACCUGGUGGAGCAACAGCACAAGGGCAUAUUCUCCGUGCUGGAUGAGGCCUGCAUGAACGUGGGCAAGGUGACAGACGAGAUGUUUCUGCAGGCGUUGAACAGCAAACUGGGCAAACACGCCCACUACACCAGCCGCAAGCUCUCCCCGCCCGACAAGAGCCUGGACUUUGACCGGGACUUCCGUAUCCGGCACUACGCAGGCGACGUGGUGUACUCUGUUAUAGGCUUCAUUGACAAGAACAAGGACACCCUGUUUCAGGACUUUAAGAGGCUGCUGUAUAACAGUUCAAACCCUGUGCUGAAAGCGAUGUGGCCAGAGGGGAAGCUGAGCAUCACGGAAGUGACAAAGCGCCCACUAACAGCCGCCACAAUCUUCAAGAACUCCAUGAUCGCACUGGUGGAGAACCUGGCCUCCAAGGAGCCGUACUACGUGCGAUGCAUCAAGCCGAACGACUUGAAGUCGCCGCUUCUGUUUGAAGAGGAACGCUGCCGCCACCAGGUGGGGUAUCUGGGUCUGCUAGAGAACGUGCGUGUACGACGCGCGGGAUUCGCUUACCGCCAAACCUACGCCCGUUUCCUGCAGAGGUACAAGAUGAUCUCGGAGUUCACGUGGCCCAACCACGACCUGCCAUCGGACUGCGAGGCAGUGAAGAAGCUGCUGCAAUGCUGCGGGUUCGAGACGGACGCGGCCUACGGGAAGACCAAGGUGUUCAUCCGCACGCCACGCACCCUCUUCACGCUGGAGGAGCAGAGAGCCGAGAUGGUGCAGCGGAUCGUACUCUUCCUGCAGAAGGUGUGGCGUGGCACGGUGGCCAGAAUGCGCUAUCGCCGCAUGCGAGCCGCCCUCACCUUCCUGCGGGCCUACCGCCGCUACAAAGUCCGAACCUACGUCCGCGACAUCAACCGCUCCUUCAAAAACGUCCGGACCAUGAAGGACCAUGGGAAGCAUAUCAAGUGGCCCAUUCCGCCCAAAGUCCUGCGCAAGUUCGAGGAGUCGCUGAGGAGCAUCUACAACAGGUGGUGGGCGUGGACCCUCAUCAAAGGCCUCUCGCCUGAGGAGACGUUGCAGAUGAGGGCCAAGGUGGCCACUUUGGAUGCUCUGAAGGGUCAGAGGGCAGACCUGGGUCUACAAAGGGCGUGGGAAGGAAACUACCUGAAGCGAGAUAGCCCCGAGACUGCAUCCUCCUUCACCCUGGUGUCCAAUGACUUGCAACGCAAGGACAAGUUUAUGAGGGUACUCUUCUCCUGCAAUGUCCGCAAGAUCAACCGCUUUAACAAGUCAGAGGACCGCACGGUCUUGAUUACCGACCGACAUCUUUACAAGAUGGACCCCCUCAAGCAGUACAAGCCUAUGAAGAGCAUCCCACUCUACAACGUGACGGGGGUGAGCGUGUCCCCUGGAAAGGACCAGCUGGUGGUGUUCCACACCAAGGACAACCGUGACCUCAUCGUGUGCCUCCAGGGCAUGGUUCCCACGGGGGAGAGCCGCAUCGGAGAGCUGGUGGGCACCCUCCUCAGCCACUUCAAGAGCGAGAAGAGGAAGCUGCAGGUCAAUAUCGUCAGCCCCAUCCAGUGCAGCAUGCAACGCAAGAAGUGCACUGUCGUGGUGGAGACCAAGAUCAACCAAUCGCAGCCAGACUUUACCAAGAGCCGAUCCGGCUACAUCCUGGCAGUGCCGGACAAUUAACGGGGACCCAGGUUAAAGGAUAUCGGGGGCAGGGCACCUCGAUGACAUGCCAUUUUUGGGGACAGGUCUGCUUGAUGGCAUCCUGAUGAGAUUUCUGUUCGUUUCAGCCUGUUCUAUCACGAGUUGAUUGCUACAAAAACAAAAUCGAAAAGAGAAAAUGUAAUUACACGGAUGAAGAAUGUGUUUGAUGAAGCUAUACCAGAUAUGUUUUCAAUGAAAUUUUGAAGGAAUGGACCUCAGUGAGAAACGCAAAAGGAGAAUUUUAGUUGAGAGGAACGUUAAUCUGCAGGUUGAAACUAUUAAAUGCAUUUUGUAGAUAAACCGAUAAAUAUCCCCGUGACAUGCAAAUGCAAGCUCAUCCCAUGAGGGAAUUAAUCAUUUAAUUCUUAGAACUCGUGGUUUUCAGAGAAUAACAGUAAGCUUCAAUUUUUAUGAGAUUUAUGAAAAUGUUCCGUGACAACUAUGGAGUGGGAAAUGGGUUCCUUCGCAUUGAUUUGAUAAAAAAAAUACACAAACAUUCUUUAAAGCUGUAGGCUACAGUAUGUGUUGGAUUAUUUGGUUGUGCCUGCCUUUGCAGAAGCUCUACUUGAAACCCCAGUUCAACAUGCGUGCUAGGUCAGAGAAAACUGUCCCUUCAUUCGAAUGUAAUGUUGAGCAUGCAAAUAUCUGGACUGCAGCCUAUUUGCUACAGGGUUUGAGGAUGCUGUGACAUUGUGAUGUUUCCAUCUUCGAGGAGUGCAUACCACAACUUGAUGCAUCUCCCACCAUGCAUGUCUUAAAGAAAUGAUUGUUUUUUUAAAUUUCAGUAAUUCAUUUUUAGUCUGGAGGGCCAGCGCCUCCUUUUGCCCUUCAGCCAUUUUGGUUGCGCGGUUUACCUCCAUCAGUAAUGGUUUAUUUGAAUGAUUCUUGUUUAUUUUUUACCAGUAAAUUCCAGAGCCUCAGGCCUUAGUCAACAAGAUGAAAGAUGUGGUGCAACAGUAACCCUGCACGCAUCUGCCAGCAAAGGCCUGGCAUGUGUGUGUAUGUAUGUAUGUGUGUGUACGUGCGCGCAUGGCAGCGUAAUGUGUAUGUGGGGGAGGGGGGGGAGGUUUACCAUGCAAACAAAAACUUGUUGAUUUUUCAGAAAUGAUCGUGGCAGGGUGUCCAUCGUUCAACCCUGAUUUAUGUUGAGAAGGACGUGCUGAGCACAUCCUCAGACCCUUAAACUGCUUCUUGGAGCAGCAGUAAAAUCUUAAUUUAAAAUGCAUAUCUUUUUUUAUCUAUAUAGUAUAUAUUCAUGCAUUCCCAUUAUGUAUGCAAGAUUUGUUUUAUAUAUAUAUAUAUAUAUAUAUAUAUAUAUAUAUAUAUAUAUAUAU